UUCAUCUUGACACUCGAGACUAAAAUACGAUCUGUGUGUAUUGAUCAAGUUGGCAUUGGUGAAAAUAUCAGAUUUUGACUAUGACUCACCAAAGGCUGUUGGAUUGGAGAAAUCUUUUGCUACUCAUCAGCCAAUAGCACGUGCUUAAUUAUUAUGGUAUUUCAUAACAGUUGAACAGUUGUGUAUACGGAAUUUUAAUAGUUGAAGUAUAUUUUUAAUGUUAAGUCAUUGAUUUCAAUCAAAAAUUCACAUUUAGAGCAAGCAUAUCAUAAUUUUUUAAACUGUAAUUCUUUUUUUAAAUGGAUUACUCACAUUCAGAAACUGAAAGCGAAGCAAGAGAUAAAAAGUUCCGGAUGAAUGGAGUGUUAUAGUACUCAGAAUCUAUUUCUUUAAUAAGUAAUUCUACAAAUGUUAAAUUCCAUAUAAAGACCAGAUAUGCAUUCCAUCCCUCGACAGCCAGUCUCUGUUCUCCCUCUGCGCUUCUACAAAACUUCUUAGAGUUGCCAUAUUUAUCAGCAGACAUGCAGGGGUGCAAGGUCUGCUCCUUAUCGCUAUCACCACAAUACACUUGAAGAAUAUCAUGGAUGAUGACAAUAAGGUAAGCGGUUUCAAAACUGAGCAUCUUUGCUCUGAAGUAAUGUUGCAGAAGCAAGAGUCUACACCAAACAAUAAUUUACAUUUUGAAAGUGAGCGUAUCAAGACCUUUUCUUCAUGGCCUGUUCAUUUUCCUGUAGAUCCUGCUCGUUUGGCUAAAGCUGGAUUUUAUUAUACUGGAAAUGAUGAUGAGGUGGUUUGUUUCAGUUGUCAGGGUCAUGUUAAGGACUGGAAUUAUGGUGAUGUUGUGUUAAGGAAACAUGCUGAAUUGUAUCCACAUUGUGAUUUUAUUAAUAAACUGUCUAACAAUGUACCAAUUGGUCAUUCUUCAAGUAAGAUUAAAAAUGAUACUUUAAAAACAGAACUAAUUACAAAAAGUGUAAUACAGUUAUCCCAAAGUAAGAAUGAUUUUGAUUAUGAAAAGAUGAAAUCCUUGUCAGAACGUCUGAAAACCUUUAUUGGAAAGUGGCCAUUAACUUAUAUUGAUAUGAGACAAGUUGCUCAUGCCGGUUUCUUCUAUCUGGGCUGUGAAGACAGAGUGCAGUGUCCAUAUUGUAAAGGCAUUGUAAGUAACUGGGAAGUUGGUGAUGAUCCAUUAGAUGAACAUUUGAAGCAUUUUCCAGGAUGUGGGUAUUUAUCUAAUUUUAAAUCUGGAAUGCAGUCAUGCUUUCAUAAUAGUUCUGAAGAUGUCUGUGGAAACAUGAAAAGAAACAAUACCUCUGAGUCAGUGAAGUGUCGACUUUUAGAUGAAAGUCAGCAGCACAUAAAUCUCCAGAAAUUAGGAGUCCAUUUGCAUAAAGGUCCAACGCAUCCUCAACAAGCUUCACUAUCUGCUCGUUUGCGAUCAUUUGUUUCAUGGCCUUCAAAUGUCCCUGUUUCAAAGGAAGAUUUAGCUGAGGCAGGAUUUUUUUACAUCGGAAUAAGUGAUCAUGUUAAGUGUUUCCAUUGCAAUGGAGGACUCUGCAAUUGGGAAAUUGGUGAUGAUCCUUGGGUUGAGCAUGCCCGAUGGUUCUGCAACUGUGAUUUUCUACGAAUGAACAAAGGAGAAGCUUUUAUUGAAUCAUGUUUGCAAAAGUACAAUGCAUCAAUGGAAAAUGUUCAAGUGCAGUCUUCGUCUGUUCAGCAUUCUGAGUCUCUUCUGAUUAAAAUAGAUGAAGCUAUGAACUCAAAUUUGGUGAAAUAUGUCUUGGAAACUGGUUUAUUUCCAAAAUACAUUGUUAGAGCUGCUAUCCUUCGACAGAUAAAUGAAACUGGUUCUUCCUUCUCAAAUAUUGAUGAUUUAUGUGUUGCUGUAUCUUACCUCAAAGAAGAAAUGGAAAAAGAACCUAUCAAAAUAAAUAAUUCUGAAGAUCUGAAUGGAUAUUUGUGUGAAGAUCUGACAAAGUGUACCAUUAAUCCAGUCAACAUAGAUUUGAGAGAAAUUUGUUCUGAAGACCAGCUUCAGAAACCAAAUAACACAGGAAUGUCACACGCGGGAGAUGGAUCUCUCUCUAAUGACCAGUACCUCUGUAAAAUAUGCAUGGAUAAAGAAGUAGGUGUAGUGUUCCUGCCAUGUGGACAUCUUCUUGCCUGCAUUUCAUGUGCCCCAUCUCUUAAAUUGUGCCCAAUGUGUCGAAAAGUUAUAAAAGCUACAGUUAGAGCUUACUUACCCUAGAUAUUUGUAAUUAAAUAUAUCUAUUUAUUUUAUUUUUGUAAAUAUCAAAUUAACAGUAAAAAGCUAUAUGAAAGUUA
Molecule: messenger RNA, 2325 nt
Organism: Stegodyphus dumicola
Lineage: Eukaryota; Metazoa; Arthropoda; Arachnida; Araneae; Eresidae
Product: putative inhibitor of apoptosis
Biological process (GO): negative regulation of apoptotic process; positive regulation of protein ubiquitination; regulation of cell cycle
Cellular component (GO): nucleus; cytoplasm
Molecular function (GO): cysteine-type endopeptidase inhibitor activity involved in apoptotic process; ubiquitin protein ligase activity
Source: RefSeq, a predicted model, not a curated record